AUGCACCUCUUCCUCCCCCUCCUCCCCCUCCUCCCCCUCGCCCUCGCCCUCCACCUCCGCGUCCUCCUCCCCCCCACCCCCUCCCUCCUCACCCCCUCCCUCCUCCCCCCCUCCACCACCGCCUCCCUAACAACGCAAGGCCACGUCUACACCGCCCCGCUCGGCGCGUCUAGUACUUUUGAUUUUCGGAAUGUGAGCGCGGGGAGCUAUCUGCUCGAUGUGGUGGGGUCAACGCAUGUUUUUGCGCCGCUGAGGGUUGAUAUUACGAAGGGGGACGGGGAGGGGUCGGAGGUGGUGAAGGCGUGGGGGACGUGGAGGGGGAAUGAGUGGGAGAAUAAGGGGGAAGUUGUUGAGGUGGGGGUUUGGGGACGGGAGGGGCGGGUUGUGGAGGUGAAGGCGGUGGGGGUGAAGCAGUAUUUGACAGAGAGAACUGGAUUUUCACCAUUGUCGAUUCUCAAGAACCCCAUGAUACUCAUGGCCGGUGUGGCGAUGUUGAUGAUGUUCGGAAUGCCGAAGCUUAUGGAGAACAUGGACCCAGAAACCCGCGCCGAAUUCGAGGAACGCCAGAAGAGCAGCCCCAUGAACGGACUACUGAACGGACAGGCGGCGCAGGGGGGAGCAGCGAGCUUCGAUGCUGCGGCUUGGUUGGCGGGUGCGCCGUCGAAGAAACAGGGGGUGGAGAAGGGUGUUACGAGGUGAUGAUGCUGUGUAGGGAGUGGGGGA
This is a messenger RNA of Pseudogymnoascus destructans, 723 nucleotides long. RefSeq lists its product as uncharacterized. The transcript is spliced from 3 exons. Lineage: Eukaryota; Fungi; Ascomycota; Leotiomycetes; Thelebolales; Thelebolaceae. Bases 1 to 699 code for a protein of 232 amino acids. Gene Ontology annotation, cellular component: EMC complex. The record is from RefSeq and is a predicted model, not a curated record.